This is a messenger RNA of Branchiostoma belcheri (Belcher's lancelet), 1693 nucleotides long. RefSeq lists its product as uncharacterized. The coding region runs from base 145 to 1431 and encodes 428 amino acids. The record is from RefSeq and is a predicted model, not a curated record. The transcript is spliced from 5 exons. Lineage: Eukaryota; Metazoa; Chordata; Leptocardii; Amphioxiformes; Branchiostomatidae.
CUGGUGGCCUUUUAGGCUAGAUGGCUGUUAAAACUGUGGUACAAUCAGGACGAAUAUACAAUCAGAAAACAGCACAGGUUAAGCCAAAAAAAGGCCGGCCAAGAAGCCUGCGUGCAGAGGCUAUAAAGGUCUUGGGCGGUCCCGAUGUCUCGGCUAGUCAGUCUUACUCUGAUCGUCGGCAGGGUAGGACGUGGUUUCAGAACAAAUAUGGCGUAUCUGAGAAAAGUACGCUGUAAGAGCGUCUACCACAAGAUGGGAUUACACAACAUGAGCCCAACAGUCAUCAGCCACUUCGAGCCACUGAAGGAGAAGGUAUCCGUACACAACCCAGCAGAGUUCUACCGACAGCACGGUCGGGACUACUGUGUGUGCUGUGCAGACUUCGACACCAAAGAACUCGUGCUGGUGAAGCCUACAGACGUAUCUACAGUCAGGAAAGCACAGUUCUUUAACGAGGCCUUGCGGGAAAACGCGGAAGAACUUCUGGUUCUCCCGUUCUCUCAGCUGGCAGAUGUGAGUGAAAUGGUCGCCAAUGACGUUGCGCACGUCACCAUCAUUUUUCUACACAUAUCAAUGCCAUGUGGUUCAACGUUGCUGACGAAGGCUCUAGAAGCGAGCGGGACGAUGCACACAGUGUCAGAGUCUGACCUGUACGUCAACCUGAGCCGGUACGUCAUGACGAAGACGGACAUGCCAGAAGAGGAGAUGGGGAUGCUUCUAGACGUCAUCAAACACAUCAACACCCUCUUCAACUACAACCUGCUUCAGGAGGACCCUUGUAAAACAACGGUCUGUUACAAAAUGCGGGGCCAGGUUUGUUUCGUAGCAGACCUCCUCCAGAGGGCCUUGCCACAGGUUAAGAACAUCUUCCUCUACCGGAGCCUUCUGGGUACUGUGGACUCGUACGCCCAUCUGAUGGCGGAAGGUCGCUACUGGAAGUACUGGCUUCAAACGUCUCUCAAACUAGAUUCCCUCUACAUUAACAACUUUAAUGAUCUACUGGUCGCUCCUCUACGGGAGAAUCCUGUUUUUGAGUCCAUCCCUGUCCCACAUGGGGUUGUGUGGUUCUCUGUGUGUACUUGGCUCGCGUUGAUGCAGAAAGCUCGCGAGCUGAGAACACAAGAUCCGCACCACUUUUUCCAUGUCAUAUUGAGGUACGAGGAGUUGUGUACGUACAAGGAUGAGAUGGUUAUAGAAGUCAUGGAUAGGCUGGGUAUCAAAUGUGUUGACGAGGAUGUAAAAGUGAAGAUAAGAAAGGUGUUUGGAGUCCACAGUCAGGCUGGGCAUUACCUAGACAAAAGGGGUGCAGGUGGGGGAGGAAGUUGGGUUGGAGAAUGGGAAAUGGGGAUCAUUUCAAAGGUUCUGGAACAUUCCAACAUGGGGAUCAACGAACCCAAUUUUGUAAUCGAUGGAACCGUCACUCAGAUCUGAGUACAAACAUGUCCUGAAUCAUUUGACGUAAGAUAAUCUUAUCAUUAUAGUUUCAUGGAUAUUUUAUGUCCUUAAUUGUUGGCAAAAUAUUUCAUCUAAGACCAUGCAGUUAGAAUAGACCAAAAACCUUUAAACCAGCACAGGGAUGUGGUAGACAGGAAAGGAUUGGAGCCAGAGACAGCUGAAAAACUGACCACAGACCUCAGUGUGAUCUAGUUAUUACCUCCAUGAAAAAUGGAGGUAUUGUUUUUGGUGUGUCUGU